Sphenostylis stenocarpa is the source of this 477-nucleotide messenger RNA. The record is from the annotation of a GenBank genome assembly. Lineage: Eukaryota; Viridiplantae; Streptophyta; Magnoliopsida; Fabales; Fabaceae.
AUGGAGUUCAUCACGAUGUGGCUUAUCAUCAUCAUCAUCACACUCUUCUUGUUCGUUUUCAUUUUGGUUCUUCUUUUGCAUGUUAUUUUCAAUCUCAUUUAUCUUCAUGUUUGUGCUCUUUCAACCAAAGUCAACUCGACUAACUCUAUGAGUAACUCCACCCACUCUCUCGAUGACACCAUUAGCACUGUUGGUGACUCCCUCACCACAUUAAUGUCACCACCAACGUAUCAGUCACGAAUGAAGGCAAUUGAAAAAAGGGUUUCGUUGUGGGAACAAGACUCAGAUAACCCUUAUGAAGACUUUCGACGAUCCAUCCAAGAGUUGAUUGAAGUUUACCCUGAGUUGGCAAAAUCUAACAACAUGAAUGAACUUUUUAGCCAAUAUCUUGAGUACAACUCACAGAACUUACACCCUUUUAUCGUCCAAGCUUUUAUUGAUUUUUCUGUUGAUCUCACUUUGAAGGGGAUUGUUUAA